GCUUCUCAACCUCCAGAGCACCAAAUACGGACGGAGUUAAUGUUUUUAAUGACUCACUUGAGCUCAAUUAUUUCAAAAUGAAAUGUGGAAGGUCAGCUCUCAGCUCCAAAUUCCCCUCCUUUCCUUCCCGUGAGACACCGGCUAAAAGACAGAAGCGGCUCCGGUCCAGUUUCAGGCUGUAUCCACCACAGGACUGGGGCAACCUGCCCUACCACAUCAUUCUGCAGAUCUUCCAGCAUCUAUCCCUGGUGGACCUGGCCCGAGCCUCAUCUGUGUGCCACUGCUGGAACGACGUGUUUCACACGCCCGACCUGUGGCGGAGGUUCGAGUUCGAACUCAAUCAGCCUGCCACUUCAUACUUGCGUUCCACUCACCCUGACAUGAUUCAGCAGAUCAUCAAGAAGCACGCCCAGCACCUGCAGUAUAUUAGCUUCAAGAUUGACAGCUCCACAGAAUCUGCAGAGGCGGGCUGCGACAUUCUCUCUCAGCUGGUGAACUGCUCCAUCAAAACCUCAGGGCUGAUUUCUACAGCGCGGCCCACCUUCAUGGAUGUCUCUCAGGCCCACUUUGUCUCUGCUCUGACAGUCGUCUUUGUGAACUCCAAGUCCCUGUCAUCCAUCAAGAUUGAUGACACCCCGGUGGAUGAUCCAUCGCUGAAGGUGCUGGUGGCCAACAACAGUGAUACCCUGAAGCUACUGAAGAUGAGCAGCUGUCCUCAUGUAUCCAAUGCCACUCUCAUUCUUUCUUCAGGUAUUUUGUGUGUGGCAGACCAGUGCCAUGGUCUCAGGGAACUGGUGUUAAACUUCCAUCUUCUCAGUGAUGAACUGCUGCUUGGUUUGUCCUCUGAAAAACACGUCCACUUAGAGAAUCUCCACAUCAAUGUGAUAAGUGAAAACCCUGGCCAUACUCACUUUCACACCAUCAAGAGAAGCAGCUGGGAGGCUCUGGUCUAAGACUCCCCCUCGGUCAACAUCGUCAUGUACUUUUUCCUCUACGAAGAGGAGUUUGAGCCCUUUUUCUGCGAGGAAUGCCUGGUCUCCCACCUCUACUGUGGCCGGGCGGUGAGUAAAGAGAUGUUGGGCCACAUCGGGCUGAACUGCCCUUGUCUGGUGGGCUUGAUGGUGUGCGCCAAUGGUCCUGAGCCGCUGGAUGAGGAGCUGAUCCGCAUUGCAGAGCGCUGUGAAAGCCUGACAGCCAUCGCUGGUGAGUGCGAGGUGACCUGCAGUGGCUUUGUGGAGUUUGUGAAGAUGUGCGGGGGUAGGCUGACACAGCUGUCGAUCAUGGAGGAGAUGUUGAUCCCAGAUGACAGCUACAACAUGGAGCAGAUCCACGGAGAGGUGUCGAAGCACCUGGGCCGCCUGUGGCUCCCUGAUAUGAUGCCCACCUGGUAAAGCGAUGGUAAUGGACUACAGUCAGUGACUGUAUGACCUAUCUGGACACUGAAUAAUGAACAAAAGUGGGCAAAUUAUUAAAAAAAAUAAUUUUUUUAUUUGUUUCAUUCCUGAUUGCAUUUCUGAAAUUCCCAGAGUGACAAAAGGCUGUUGCGUUUCUUUUUCUCUCUAUUGUGUAUGAAAAUCCCUAUUUCAGCGAGCAUCAAAAUGUUUCUGGAAAAUAUACAGAAGAAUAAAGAGUCAUAUUUCUGUGAAUGUAUCAUACGUUUGAUUUAAUAGC
This is a messenger RNA of Girardinichthys multiradiatus, 1671 nucleotides long. It is a transcript of the gene fbxl3l, whose product is annotated as F-box and leucine-rich repeat protein 3, like. Gene Ontology annotation, cellular component: cytosol; SCF ubiquitin ligase complex; nucleus. Gene Ontology annotation, molecular function: protein binding. The record is from RefSeq and is a predicted model, not a curated record. Gene Ontology annotation, biological process: SCF-dependent proteasomal ubiquitin-dependent protein catabolic process; entrainment of circadian clock by photoperiod; G2/M transition of mitotic cell cycle. NCBI's taxonomy places the organism in Eukaryota, Metazoa, Chordata, Actinopteri, Cyprinodontiformes, Goodeidae.